CCUAAAUGGAACCGCGCGACCGUGAACUACGACUACGCUGUCGUGAGGCUGGCGAGGAAGCUCAACUUUACCGGCAAGCACAAGCACUUGAUGCCGAUCUGUCUCCCAGAGAAGGAUCAGAGCUUCGACGGAGAGACGUGCACGGCUUCUGGAUGGGGACUCAUCAAAGACCAGACCCAGGAAGGCUCCCAAAUGCCUGACCAGCUGCAAAAAGUGGACCUGCCCGUUGUACCUUACAACGUCUGCAAGGAAUACUACGAGGCGGUUAACGUGGUUCACGAGGACACCAUGAUUUGCGCCGGCCCUGAAGAGGGCGGGAAAUCUGUGUGUCAGGGAGACUCCGGAGGACCGCUGCAGUGCGCUAGAGAAGACGGCCACUACGUUCUCGCCGGAGCGACGUCCUGGGGCACGACGUGCGCGGCGCCCAAGCAGCCGGCCGUCUUCUCCAGAAUGUCGACCCAAGUGGACUGGAUCCGGACGGUCACUCGGACCGGGCAACAGUAG
Ixodes scapularis (black-legged tick) is the source of this 504-nucleotide messenger RNA. Its product is annotated as trypsin-1. Bases 91 to 504 code for a protein of 137 amino acids. Gene Ontology annotation, molecular function: serine-type endopeptidase activity. The record is from RefSeq and is a predicted model, not a curated record. Lineage: Eukaryota; Metazoa; Arthropoda; Arachnida; Ixodida; Ixodidae. Gene Ontology annotation, biological process: proteolysis. The transcript has 3 exons.